Emys orbicularis (European pond turtle) is the source of this 555-nucleotide messenger RNA. RefSeq names its product dual specificity phosphatase 3 (gene DUSP3). The transcript is spliced from 3 exons. NCBI's taxonomy places the organism in Eukaryota, Metazoa, Chordata, Testudines, Emydidae. Gene Ontology annotation, cellular component: cytosol; cytoplasm. The record is from RefSeq and is a predicted model, not a curated record. The coding region runs from base 1 to 555 and encodes 184 amino acids. Gene Ontology annotation, molecular function: MAP kinase phosphatase activity; protein tyrosine/serine/threonine phosphatase activity. Gene Ontology annotation, biological process: negative regulation of JNK cascade; negative regulation of T cell receptor signaling pathway; positive regulation of mitotic cell cycle.
AUGUCCGACUAUCAGAUCUCAGUGGAGGAGCUGAACGACCUGCUGGCUAACGGGAGCGGCUGCUACAGCCUCCCCAGCGCGCACAGCAACGAGGUGGCCCCCCGCAUCCACGUGGGGAACGCGUUCAUAGCCAAGAAUAUCAUGAGGUUACAGCGCCUGGGCAUAACCCACAUCCUGAAUGCAGCAGAGGGAAAAUCCUUCAUGCAUGUGAACACUAAUGCAGAGUUCUACGAAGGCACAGGCAUCACCUACCAUGGCAUUAAAGCUAAUGACACCCAAGAAUUUAACCUCAGUCGCUAUUUUGAGGAGGCAGCUGACUUUAUUGACAGUGCGCUGUCCCAGAAGGAUGGCCGGGUGUUUGUGCACUGCCGUGAAGGCUACAGCCGCUCCCCGACACUGGUCAUUGCUUAUCUGAUGCUUCGCCAGAACAUGAAUGUCAAGUCCGCAGUGAGCGCUGUCCGGCAGAAGCGGGAGAUUGGGCCCAAUGAUGGCUUCCUGAAGCAGCUCUGCCAACUCAAUGAGAGAUUAGUGAAGGAGGGCAAACUGAAGCCCUAA